Messenger RNA from Momordica charantia (bitter melon), 3169 nucleotides. Its product is annotated as structural maintenance of chromosomes flexible hinge domain protein. The record is from RefSeq and is a predicted model, not a curated record. NCBI's taxonomy places the organism in Eukaryota, Viridiplantae, Streptophyta, Magnoliopsida, Cucurbitales, Cucurbitaceae.
CUGCCCUUCACUCUCUUUGUCUCUCUCUCUCCUCUCUCUAAGUUUCGUUCCAAAGCCAACGGCAGAUUCUUCAUCUCUCUUUCUCAAUUUCUUUUCUUUUCUGCUUCUUCUAAUCUCAACAACAAAACCCACAAUUUCUUUUCACUCAAUUUGUGUUCUAUUGAGCUACCGGAUUCACCCCACAACUGUUCUUCGAAGAUCUUGGAAGAUUUUUGGCCGAAUUAUCCCAUCCCGGAAUUUGGGGUCCUUUUUUUCUCCGUUUGGGUUUGAAUAGAGUUAGGUUCUUUUGUUGGAUUUCUACGUUUUAGGAGAUGGUGGUGAAGAUGAUGAAGUGGCGGCCAUGGCCGCCGCUGGUUUCGAGGAAGUAUGAGGUUCGGCUUGCGGUGAGGAGACUAGAAGGGCUUGAUCCGCCGCGAGACGGCGGCGCGGAGAAGGGGGUGGACAAAUUGACGGUCGAGAUCAAAUGGAAGGGUCCGAAAAUGGCUCUUGGCCCGCUGCGGAGAACCGCGGUGAAGAGAAAUUACACGAGGGAGGCGGAGGGUGCAGAUCAAAACGGCGUCGCUCAGUGGGAUGAGGAGUUCCAGAGUGUCUGUACUCUCUCGGCUUACAAGGAAAAUGUGUUCCAUCCAUGGGAGAUCGUUUUCACUGCUUUCAAUGGCUUAAACCAAGGUUCGAAAAACAAAGUUCUGGUUGUUGGCUCAGCAUCUCUUAACCUGUCUGAAUACAUUUCCGUGGCUGAACAAAAAGAGCUUGAAUUGAAGAUACCCCUUAAUCCAUCUACAAAUUCUGCUGAGGCUAGUCAUGUUCUCUGGAUAUCACUGAACUUAUUGGAGCUAAGAACUGCUCAAGUUGUAUCACAACCUGUACAGAGAUCAGUAGCCCCAGCUCUAUCUCCACCCUGGCCAGGAGAAAGUGUCCCAGCAGAAAAGGAUGAGCUCUCUGCUCUUAAAGCUGGCCUCAGGAAAGUGAAGAUUUUUACAGAGUUUGUAUCGACUCGAAAGGUGAAAAAGGCUUGCCAUGAAGAAGAUGGCAGCGAGGGCAGGUGCUCUGCCAAGAGUGAGGAUGGCGGCGAGUCUAGCUACCCAUUUGACUCUGAUUCGUUUGAUGACAUUGAGGAAGGGGAAACAGAUGAAGGGAAGGAGGAUAAUACUAACAUUAGGAAGUCAUUUAGUUAUGGCACUCUGGCGUAUGCAAAUUAUGCUGGAGGAUCAUAUUACUCUGAUUUGAAGAUCAAUGGUAAUGACGAAAAUUUAGUUUACUAUAGUAACCGAAAAUCGGAUGUGGGGUGCUCGAGCAUGGAGGAUUCAACUGCAUCAGCCUCUGAGCAACCUUUGCCACAAAGUUCAAAGCGUGGCCUCCUGCCAUGGAGGAAGAGAAAAUUAAGUUUUAGAUCUCCCAAGGCAAAAGGAGAGCCGUUGUUGAAGAAGGCCUAUGGCGAAGAAGGCGGUGAUGACAUUGAUCAUGAUCGAAGGCAGCUCAGCUCCGAUGAAUCUCUUGGUCUCGGGUGGCAUAAGACUGAAGAGGAUUCAACUGCGAAUAGAUCAUCAGUUUCUGAAUUUGGGGAUGACAAUUUUGCAAUUGGGACUUGGGAGCAAAAAGAAAUCGUAAGCCGUGAUGGACAUAUGAAGCUGCAAACACAGGUAUUCUUUGCUUCUAUCGAUCAACGGAGUGAGCGGGCAGCCGGUGAAAGUGCAUGUACUGCUCUUGUAGAUGUUAUUGCUGAUUGGUUUCACAACAGCCAAAAUCUCAUGCCUAUAAAAUCUCAGUUUGAUAGUUUGAUUAGAGAUGGCUCAUUAGAGUGGAGGAAACUCUGUGAAAAUGAAAUUUAUCGGGAAAAAUUCCCGGACAGGCAUUUUGAUCUAGAAACUGUCCUCCAAGCCAAAAUCCGACCCCUUUCUGUAGUUCCAAGGAAGUCCUUCAUUGGUUUUUUCCAUCCAGAUGGCAUAAAUGAGGCAAGUUUUGAUUUUUUGCAUGGUGCCAUGUCCUUUGAUAACAUAUGGGAUGAGAUUAGCCGUACGGGGUUAGAAUUACCCGACAACAGUGAACCACAAGUUUAUAUUGUCAGUUGGAACGACCAUUUCUUUGUUCUUAAGGUCGAAUCUGACGCGUACUACAUAAUCGACACGUUGGGGGAGAGACUUUAUGAAGGAUGCAAUCAGGCCUACAUCUUGAAAUUUGACAGCAACACUACAAUCAGUAAAAUGCCUGACACUAAUCAGACAGCAGGUGAAAAAACUGCCAACGAUCAGCAGAUUGUUGCGACAGUAGUCGAGGACAAGGACCAACAGGUAAACGGGAAGGAAGAGAGCUUGAUGACACUAGCGAAUGUAAGCUCACAGCCCGAAGAACCAACAAAGGAGAAAGACGAAGUGUUGUGUCGCGGGAAGGAAUCCUGCAAAGAAUACAUCAAGAGCUUCUUGGCUGCUAUCCCAAUUCGGGAACUGCAAGCUGAUAUCAAGAAAGGCCUAAUGGCAUCAACCCCGCUUCACCACCGGUUACAGAUCGAACUGCACUACACCCAGCUAUUACAACCUCCACCCAACUCUCAGGAAGCAGAAGAUCUCAAAGCCGCCACGCCUCAAAGCCCCGACGCCACAAUAGCAGACGCCGCUACUUCGCUGCUGCUACUACAACCACACAAGCCUGAUGUAAAUUGUAGGAAUGCUUGAUUAAUCUAACUUGUUUUUGGUUUUUCUAAGUGACUGAGAGCUUAACAAAAAAGAGAGGAGUCUAUGGAGAAGGCUUUCCAGUUGCAUAAGAGAGGGAUAUGGCUGUGUUUCUUUUUUGCUUGCUUUUUGGUGUCUGAUCUGAUCUGAUCUGCCAUGGAUAUGAACCUCUUGGACAUAAAUGAGUAGUCUUCUGUGAAUUAUUACAUCAACUGUUCUGCUCUUCUGCUCUUCUGCCAUUUUUUUUCUUACUUUCUGCUGUAAAUUUCAAGAACAGAGACCCCCCCCCCCCACUGUAACUUUCUUUUUUUAACUUUUGGCAGGCUGGUAAAAGACAGAGAGAUAAAUUCCAAGCAUUUUGGUGGUGCUUUUGUGGUUUCAAUUCCCAAUGUAUAAUGUGGUGGAGGGUGUUGUUUUUUGUGGUUCAUUUCAUAGGUUUAUCAGCACAAUUAUUUGUUGUUCCAUUAUCAUUUGUGGUAUCCUAUCAGCUAUUUUGAGGUGGU